Molecule: messenger RNA, 807 nt
Organism: Anthonomus grandis grandis
Lineage: Eukaryota; Metazoa; Arthropoda; Insecta; Coleoptera; Curculionidae
Product: piggyBac transposable element-derived protein 4-like
Exons: 4
Coding region: 1-807 (268 amino acids)
Source: RefSeq, a predicted model, not a curated record
AUGUCUUCAGAACAUGACCCCUUUAGCGGAGAUGAUGACUCGGACUACGAAGCCGAUAGUGGCGAAUUAAACGAAAGUUCAACAUCGACUUCAAGGUCUAAUGAUGGGGAAAAAGUAAAAACAUGCCUCCCGGAUCAGACGGAUAUUAGUUCAGACUCUGAAAAUGAACGAGAAGAAGAAGUUCAGACAUCUGCAGAGAGGAAUUUGGUAUGGGAAUCUACAAUAAAAGAUCCUCUUGACCUUACGUUUGAUGGUUCUAAUAGUGGUAUUAGGCAAAAUAUUGAUAAUAUGACACCAAUUCAAGUUUAUGAACUAAUAUGGACCCGUGAUAUUAUGAAUUUACUAGUAGAGAAGACGAAUGAAUAUGGCGAGGUUUUAUGUCUUCAAAAUAGACCAAAGAAAAGGAAUGAGAGAUUUAGAAAUUUUCAACCCGUUAGUAUCCAGGAAAUGAAACAGUUUUUUGGUUUAUGUCCUAUAGGUGGGCGAAUGAAAUGUCGUUCUGUAAGAAAGUUGUUUUCUCUGGAUCCAAUUUACUAUCAUCCAAUAUUUUCGGCCACUAUGUCUGGCAGACGAUUUGAACAGAUUUUGAGAUGUCUUAAUUAUUCUAGUGACGACAAAAAUGAUACAGCUGGAAAAGUAAGCCUCCUUUUAAAAAAAAUAAUAAAAAACAGCCAAGAUUUAUUUUAUCCCCAAGAAGCAUUAUCAUUGGAUGAAUCUCUUUUAUUGUUUAGAGUGAUGGUUACAUCCUUAAUAUUGAAAUGUACAAAGGAAAAACAAAUCGCGAUGAUGUCGGAUCAUCCAAAAUAG